AUGCAAUUCACAACCUUCAUCGCCGCCUCAGUUCUCGCCACUUUGGCUUUGGCAACCCCAACCCCAGCCCAGGAAGCAGCAGCAGCAUCCACUCCCCUUAUCGACCUCUGGCAGGAUUCUGGGUUCCUCGGCCUCAAGUUCACAGGCUCCAGCACUGUUGGCACAUGUGUUAACCUUCCCGGCACUGGCUUCCAGGACAAUGUCUCAUCCGGAAAGGCGAAGCCCGGGUUCAGAUGCACUACUUGGGUGUAA
Molecule: messenger RNA, 252 nt
Organism: Venustampulla echinocandica
Lineage: Eukaryota; Fungi; Ascomycota; Leotiomycetes; Helotiales; Pleuroascaceae
Exons: 2
Coding region: 1-252 (83 amino acids)
Source: RefSeq, a predicted model, not a curated record